Messenger RNA from Puccinia triticina, 2706 nucleotides. RefSeq lists its product as uncharacterized. The coding region runs from base 1 to 2706 and encodes 901 amino acids. NCBI's taxonomy places the organism in Eukaryota, Fungi, Basidiomycota, Pucciniomycetes, Pucciniales, Pucciniaceae. The transcript is spliced from 9 exons. The record is from RefSeq and is a predicted model, not a curated record. Gene Ontology annotation, cellular component: cyclin/CDK positive transcription elongation factor complex; nucleus. Gene Ontology annotation, molecular function: RNA polymerase II CTD heptapeptide repeat kinase activity; cyclin binding; cyclin-dependent protein serine/threonine kinase activity. Gene Ontology annotation, biological process: transcription elongation by RNA polymerase II; protein phosphorylation; positive regulation of transcription elongation by RNA polymerase II.
AUGAAGGUGAUUUGGCGCCUACCCGAGCGGACCCCGCCCCCGACCCCGGAGUAUAAAACGCUGGCGAUAGUUCUGGGUGGCCAGGCCCAGCGCAUCCACUGCCAGCACGAGGCCAAAAGGAAAGCCCAUCGAAUCGCUCCACUUGACUCUCUUCUAAUGACCACUCACGCUCACCAGCGCAACGGAAACUCGCAUGGCCAGAACUACGACGAUCGAAACAGAUACCGUCCCCGAGAUCGCUCCGAGGACCGGGAGAUGAACAGAAAGUACGACCGGAACCGCUCGAGGGGCCAGGCUCGUGAUCGCGAUCGUGCUCGUGAUGAUGACCAUGUCGAGCGCCCUUUGUACGAAAGUAACGGCAGAAAGGAGUGGAACAGAGGCUCCGAUAAGGACCGAGGCCCCACGCGCUCAAUGAGCCCAUCAAGAUCCCGCUCACGAAGUCCGAGUCAUACCUACUCUCGAUCACGCUCACGAUCUCGAGUUAGAUCUUCCUCGCAUUCGAAUUCCACCGACCUCUACUACCACCCGGUCCGUUCACCUUCGCCCGUCCCCCCUAUGCCUCCUCGUCCACCCAAAAGCAAGCUGCGCCCAACCCCUGUUGCUCGAGAUUGCGAGGUGCUGGCCUACGACUCCUUACGCUCGAAAUCGCCUUCUCAUUCUCCCCGUUCUCCUCGCCGGCCUCGAUCCUUCAGAUCAAGAACCCCACCCUCUGCCUUUUCUGGCUCUUCCCUUGAUGGACGGCCUUGUCCGGACCUGCAGCUCCCGCGGACGUUCGAGCUCUCGUUCUCCGAAGAGAUCGCGUCCUUAUCGUCGACGACGAUCGAUCGAAGCGGAUAUAGGCCCCCCACCCGUGCCUCCUCGGCCUCCCAUCGGACCCAGCGCCCCGAGGUGGCUGAUCAGUCCGAGUUGGAUGGUGCUCCUAAAACUUCUGAAGAAGCUUCCCAAGAAACUGCUCAAGAAGAUGGCGAAUCUCUUGAUCCCGUGACUGCCCCGAAGAAAGCGCCUCUUCCGAUUUCGCCACCACCUGCCAUCCCGCAACCUCCGCAAUCACCCAAGCGGAUACGCACCAAUGUCUCUACCACUCGAAAGCUUCCUGGAAUGCCACCCACGGCGCCUGUCGCACAAACCAGUGCAGGUGUUCUCGAGACCACCCACGCGUCCUCAACUGCUCCCAUUGCUCACGACUUUACACAUAGUCGACGCACGACGUCAAGUCAACCGAGGUCAAGACACUCGCCGCGCAGAAGUCAAUAUCGUGAAGGGGAAUCAGGUGAUUAUAACCACUCGCGGAGAUCGUCUCAUCGUUUCUCGAACCGACGCGAUCACCACGAUGCGCCGCCUGAUGCCCCCACGGAUCCCUUACCCUCGGCCGGAACGAAGGAUGACUGGGGAACGGCCCAAAAAGUUCCCCCAACCCAGCAUACUGCACCUAGUGUUCAUCCGCCCCCCAGAACUGAGUCCCGUAUGGCACCGCCUGGUUAUCCGACGCAGCAUGCCAAUGUCCUACCAGCUGGCUUGCCGGUGCCCACCAAGCCUAGCUCGGCCAUUCCCAGCGCCCCUCCAAGUGGAUCCCAAACGGCGGAACAAACGUUUGCCAGUCAGCAACACCCACCCCAAGGGAUUCGGUCUGCCCAGGGGGGCUCAUUCCAAGCGCACAUCGACGGACAAACAUUUACGAAUGGCCGUCGGGAGACCAAGGAGAUCUACGAGCGGAUCGUGCAGGUGGGAGAAGGGACGUAUGGGAAGGUCUACAAGGCUCGGAACGUGGAGACGGGUGAAUUGGUGGCGAUGAAGCGGAUCCGGAUGGAGGCCGAGAAGGAUGGGUUCCCGAUCACGGCGAUCAGGGAGAUCAAGUUACUCCAAGGACUGCGCCAUCCGAACAUCGUCAAUCUGGUGGAGAUGGUGGUGAGCAAGGGCCACGUCUACAUCGUGUUUGAGUACAUGGACCACGACCUCAGCGGGGUCUUGCACCACCCGCACAUCCAUUUCACGGAUGCGCACACGAAGAGCUUGAUGUGGCAGUUGCUCUGUGGGCUGCAGUACAUGCACGAGCGCGGCGUGCUCCAUCGGGACCUGAAAGGAUCCAACAUCCUCUUGAAUAAGUCUGGCCAGCUGAAGAUCGCCGACUUUGGCCUCGCCAGACGUUUCGAGCGCGGCAAGGAGCCCGGCUGUGAAGGUAGAGGAAGGGGCAGGGACUACACUAAUCGGGUGAUCACGCUGUGGUAUAAGCCGCCCGAGUUGCUGUUCGGCGCGACCGUUUAUGGCGAGGAAGUUGACAUGUGGAGUGCAGGGGCGAUCUUUCUAGAGCUGUUUACGCGGCGGCCGAUAUUCCAGACGGGGGACGAGAUCGACCAGCUGUAUGCGACGUUCAAGCUGAUGGGCACGCCGACGAUGGGCAGCUGGCCGGAGGCGUUCGAGCUGCCGUGGUUCGAGCUGUUCAAGCCGAAGCUCGAGCAGCCCUCGCGGCUCCGCGAGACCUUCUUCGGCCCGGAGAAGAGCGUCCGGACUGAGGCGGGCAUGGCCCUCGCCGAGCGGCUCCUGACCCUUAGACCGCAUGACCGGCCGAGCGCCCGGCAGGCGCUCACGUCGGCCUACUUCACCAGCGAAGAUCCGCCGAUGGAAAUGCCUACUGACAUAUUGUCUGCCGUUAAGGGCGAAUGGCAUGAAUUGGAGAGCAAGCGUGCGCGCCGAAGACGGGAUCUCUGA